Molecule: messenger RNA, 19696 nt
Organism: Biomphalaria glabrata
Lineage: Eukaryota; Metazoa; Mollusca; Gastropoda; Planorbidae
Exons: 105
Coding region: 181-17307 (5708 amino acids)
Biological process (GO): microtubule-based movement
Cellular component (GO): dynein complex
Molecular function (GO): dynein light intermediate chain binding; dynein intermediate chain binding; minus-end-directed microtubule motor activity
Source: RefSeq, a predicted model, not a curated record
CGGUGACUGAUUAAAAAAAAAAAGUUGAGGUAAACUAUAUAAGAUCUAGAUCUACGAACUAGACUAUACUCUAUAGAUUUAGAUCUAAAUCUACAUCUAAAGCUGACACCAAAGAAAAUCUUAGUUUCUCCUGGAAAUAAUUCUUCAUGGGAGAUUUAAGCUUAUGAUCCUGUAUUAAAAAUGUCAACAGCAAUGGAUGAAAGAUUGAAGUGGUUAGAGUUAAGAAUCAACUCUUCUUUGAAACUUCGCAAUGAAGACUUGAAGAGUGUUUUAAGCAAUGAUGAUAACAGGCUAGCAUUUUAUGAGUUUGUUAACAAUGAAGAUAUCAAAAAGUUAUUUGUGUACAAAAGUCAUGGGAAACAAAUUACUGCCUCAUUGCAGCCGCCAUCAGAGAUACACAGCAAAUCUAUUUUCUUCUUGAAGUGCAAUCCUGGGACCAAGCUUACUAAAGAUAACAUAGAAAAUGAAGUAUUUUACAUGGACUGCAGCCGUGCUCCCUUGGAACAUUUAGAGUUGACCAUCAGAGAAGUCUUUUUACCACUUUUAGCAACUAAUUCACAAAUUGUUUCCACUUCUUCUGGAAAUGGAGAUAAAAUAAUGGACAUUUUACACAGGCUAAUGGCAGCAGCAGAAGUCACUCAAGGACAUAUGCAAGGAGUAACAGUGCUGCAUCUUCCUGCUAUUGAAGUCCUAGCUGAGGCUGCUGGCUCCCCAUCUAGAAGAGCUGCUGUACUGCAUGUAUUGGAGACAACUGUUAUUGGAUGGAUCAAACAAAUCAGAGGAGUUCUUCGCCAUGACCCACAAGCUGAUCUUCUUCAACUGUUUGGUAAAGAGCCUGGACCCUUGGACGAAAUUGUCAUGUGGAAGAAGCACCUGGAGAAGCUACAGUCUUUAGAGUUACAGCUAGAGUCAGAAACAGCCAAAUCUAUUUUACAGAACUUAGAGACAGCCAACAGCCAGUAUGGGCACGCAUUUCACUCAGUUAAAAAAGACAUAACAAAAGCCAAGGCUGAAACUCAGAAAAUCCUCAAGUUUUUUAGCACACUGGAGCCGUGGUACAACAAGCUGCACUCAGACAGUCCCAAAACUAUCAUUAAACAUUUUAAACCUUUGAUGCAUGUAGUUUUUCUUGUUUGGACUCAUUCAACAUACUAUCAUCAGAUAGACAAGUUUCACCAGCUGUUAGGUUUGCUGUCCAAUGAAAUUGUCCACAGAGCUAUCAAAAUGGUCGGAGAUGAUGUUUUAAGAGAGCCUCUUGAGUCUUAUUCCAAGUUAAAAGAGGCACUUAGAUUUUGUGCAGCAUUUCGAGGGACUUAUUUGGAUUUCAAAGAAAAAGGAGAUGAUCAGAAUGCUAAAAAUAUAGCUGAAAAUGCAGAAAUCUUAGCUUCAAGACCAAGGGGAAAUUUGUUCAAGACUAAAAUGUAUGGACCUCAUGCCUACACACCUCGAUAUGGCCUGCGCAAUGUUGAGGGUGCUGGAGAUACAGAUUCCUACAGUGAACUGGAACUUUGGAUGGAUAGUCCUUGGCCAGCCAGAAAUGCACCUUGUUUUGAUUUACUGAACAACUUUAUGGAAAGAUGUAAUGAUGUGCUUGAACUUGUGGAGACGACCCGCCACUUCCGUCUUUUGGCAGUCACAGCAGAAAUUGGUGGAGCUGGAAGCCCAAGCUUGGACUCAAUGGUCAGAGAGCUCCACAACAAGUACUCGCUUGCCAUGAAGGACUUCUUCUCCAAAGUGAGCAAUGUACUCAGCAUUGAUGGCACUCAGCAGUUUGAGUCAGCUUUCUUUAACUUCAGAACAACUGUGAAGGAUCUGGAGAAAAAACUUGCAGAAAUUUUACGUGUUGCUUUUGAUCAGUGCCCUAAUGUACAAGCCCAGCUGCGGCUUCUUGAAGUCUUUGAAGGUAUCAGCGGAAGAGAACUUGUGCAGCAAUAUCUUAAAGACAUUGACAAGACUGUAGUCUUGAAUUUCACUGCAGAACUGGAGCAGGUCAAGGUCAUCUUCCAGGAAAACUCCAUCUCCCCACCAGCUCAUUACAAUAUGCCACAUACCGUCUCCAAGCUUAUGUGGGCUAGGGGUCUGAGAGAAAGAAUUGAGAUUCCAAUGAAAAAAAUGAAGCAUGUGAGCCCACACUCUCUGGAAGGAGACACUGGUUGGCACAUGAGGGACUUGUACACAGACAUCAUUAAAGCUCUAGAUCAGUUUGAGAAUGAAGUGAUCACUAAGUGGCAAUUGAACAUUGAGUCUGAUUUGACCCAGAAACUAAAGGAACCACUCAUGAUUGCUGAGGAGUAUGAUGAAGAAGCAAACCAGCGGCCUCAAGUCAUUCAUGUCAACCUUGACACCAAACUGUUACUUCUACUCAAAGAAAUACAUUACUUAAGUCAAGAACCAUUCAGCCUUCACUUGCCAGGACCAGCUAAAGAGCUUCUCAGGAACACUAACUCUCAGGAACUUAGUGUCACUGCCGCAAGACUGGAAACCAUUGUAUCAAAGUACAAUGCAAUCAUGAGGUCUAUCACAGAGUUUGAGAAGACCAUGUUUGAAAGAAAACUGGAACAGAUAGAUAAACUGCUAGAGCAAGGACUACAUCAAUUGACCUGGAAAAUGAAAGAGUCUGCAGACUUCAUUGAAAUUGCUUACUCCACAGUGUGUCUUGACAUUCAUCAGAACUUAGACAUUGUCCAGACCAAUUGCAGGGAGAUCAUCCAGAUGACCCACUCCUGGUCCAAAGAGAUACUUGAUGUCUUCAGUGCUAGGGAUGAAACACGGUCCUACAUGAUGGAUGAGCUGCUAGUUAUGCAUAAGAAAUUGAUUGAUAGUUUUGAGGCAGUAGUUGCCCCAGCCUCUAGCAGAAUUCACAACUUAAUGAAUGAAUCCUAUGAAGUUGUCCAGAUUUCUCAAGCUUCACCAGCCUGGAGAGAUUAUGUUGACUACAUUGAUGCAAUCAUUUUAGAUGGCCUAAAACUGGCAUGUCUGACAAGCUUGAAAACUAUGUUGAACACAAUGGUGCAAGCCAACCUGGCCGAGGAAAUGUCAGAAGUGACACAUAUUCCCAUUCUGACCAUCAGACUGGAGCUGAUAGAGAACAAUGUUGACUUUCGACCACCUCUUGACCAGUCCACCUCAGUUGUCAGUGUCCAGGAGCUGGUUCAGACUUGGCUGCAAAGUUAUUUGGCUCGAGGGAAAUUAGUCAAGAUGUUAGGACCUAAGGGAUCUUAUGAAGACUAUAUCAGCCAAGAUGAAGAGGUGAAGGAUUUAUUAGUCAACAUCAACCAAAUUGUUAAUGACAACAGUGAGGAAUGCAAGCAACUGUUGGACAUCUUCAAAGAGUACUCCUUCCUAUGGCAACAAGAUGUGAACCAGACAUUCACAGACUUCCUAAAUGGUGUCCUCAGACCAAACCCUAUCCGUGCCAGAAGUGCCCAGAGAAGUAAAGAGGAAAGAGAAGGAAUUCAUCAGGGAAUAAGAUUUGAAAAGCUUUCUUCCAGGACAUCUUCUGCCAGAAGUGCCAUCACAGCAGAGGCUUUGGAAAAUGCAGAGAAACAGUUCUUAGCACCAAAGUCUCAUAAAGGCAAGACGAGUAAUGUCCCCUCCCUUGAUGAGUUUGAUCAGGAGAUAGAUAUUUAUAGAACUGCUAGAGAUGAACUCUCAGAGUUGGAAGACUACCGUAGUGUUGGCUGGAUUAAUGUUGACCUUCAACCAAUCAAACAAGUACUGACGACUUAUGCAGCUAAGUGGAUCUGGACAUUUACAGAGUAUCUCUCUGUGCAGGUGGCUACCUUGUUAGAAAGACUGGAUGUUUUCCUGAAGAGAAUUGAACCAGAAAUUGAGAAGAUCACUGGAGAGGAGAGAGACACAGCCAGCUUUAUGAAGAUGAUGAGACUAUUCAAUGAAGUCUCAGCUCAACAGACUGAAAUGGAGGGUAAAUUUGCUGCAAUGAAUAAAACUGUAGUUCUGCUGAAGAAAUAUGGCCAGGUCCUCCCUGACAAGACCCAGCAUCUAUUUAAUGGGGCACCAUCAAGGUGGAAUAACCUUAAAACCAAAGUGUCUUUAGCCAAGCAAAGACUGGGUCCAAGGAUACAGGAAGAAUCAGUCAGCAUUACAAAGGAUCUAAUGGCUUUUGCUGAAAGAGUUAUGAUUUUGGCAGAUGAUUUGGAAAACUCUGACAUCUAUCAAAGAAACUGUGAUAUCAAUGAGGCACACAGCACUAUUGAUGAGUACAGCAAGAGACUAGCUGUCUUGGAAAGUCAAGCUCAGGAUCUUUUUGAGCUUCAGGAGCUGCUAGAAUCCUCUGUAGUCAACUUUUCUGACCUGCCAAAAUGCAGAAAAGAAUUGAGUAACUUAAAGUUAGUGUGGGAAACAUUCAGAAUCAUAGAUGAGGAGCAGACGAACUGGAAACAGCAGAGGUGGCAGAGAGUUAACACAGCUUACUUGAGAGAGGAGACCAGCAAACAGCUAGAACUCAUCAGGGCCUUGCCAGAUGAAGUCUUCACUUGGGAUGUGUACAUGGGAAUGAACAAGUCCAUCACAACUAUACAGGAAUGUCUUCCGAUUGUGGAGGACCUCAGUAACCAGGCCAUUCGAACCAGGCACUGGAAACAGCUGGUCAGAGUAACUGGUGGUGUCUUCACUGUGGACAAUGACUCUUUGAAAAGGAUGACAUUUGAAGAGCUUCUUAAUCUUGGCUUGCAACAGCAUGUAGAUGAUGUUAGGGCCAUUGUUCUGAGAGCAGUCAAAGACUUGGCUAUUGAGACUGCACUGAAAAAUUAUGAAGAAAUCUGGCUGGCCAAAAUAUUUGAACUAAGGGACCACAUUCAUGUUAAAACAGCUCCUUUCAUGGAAGCCAAUCAGGACAGCCAAAGUGAAAACAGCCAGGGUGAUGCCAAUCUCAUUGGAGCGCCAGUUGGUUCAAGCCCAAAUACAGGAGCAGUGGGCCCAAGUAAAAAUGUACGCGCCAUUAGCCGUACCAGCAAUCAAAGUGGCCACAGCAAGAAUAAAAGGGGAAGUGCUUCCUCUUUGCCCACCUCUCUGCUACAUCUAGGGGAGGACUCUGGAAGCUUAAAGCUCCUAACCAACACUGAUCCAAUCUUCGAUGAGCUGGAACACCACCAGAUCACCUUGCAGGCCAUGCAGUCCAACUCCUCUGCAGGCUCGUUUCAGGAUGAGGUGCUCAAGUGGCAAAAGAAACUUCAGACCAUUGAAGGAGCUCUUCAGAUCUGGCUGGAGGUCCAGGAGAUGUGGGUGGAAAUGGAAGAAGUUUUCCUAAGCAGCGAAGUCCGGCAGGCCAUGCCCCAAGAGGCCCACAAAUUUUCUAAUGUGAACAAGGACUUCAGGCUCCUAAUGAGGGCAACAGAAAAAAAUCCAAAUGUCAUGCAGUGCUGCAAUAGAAAAAACAUUUUUCAAAUUCUGGAACACAUGAGACACAGUCUUGAAGUCUGCCGUAAAGCUCUGCUACACCACCUGGAGAAGCGCAGGCAUAUAUUCCCAAGAUUUUUUUUCCUGUCCAUGGAAGAUGUACUGAGGAUUAUAUGCAAUGGAUAUGACCUCAACUCUGUGAACUUAUACAUUAGUAAGCUGCUACCUAAUGUUGGGUCACUUGUCUUUGAUGAGGCUGAAGACACUGACCAAUUCAACUUUAUUGUCACUGGUGUGCAGAGUGCUCUAGGAGAAACUCUCUCAUUUGGACAGAUAAUCAAUUGUGAUGGUCAGAUAGAGAACUGGAUGAGUAGUGUCUUAAACCAGUUGAAAUCUACCCUUAAGUCUCAGCUUGCAGAUGCCCUGGCUCAAGAGGAUGAGGCUAGGCCAAGAACUAGACAGAUACACAGUGCUGGAGCUAGGAAAGUGUCACUGCCAAUACAAGAUGAUGCCAACAAUGAAAUAGUGCAGAAGCCAAAGAGCUCUCUGAAAAAGUCAACAGCAGCCAUUGAUAAUGAAGUUCAUGGGGAUGUCAAUGAAAAAGUCAGCAACUUACUGAGCCAAGAUCAGGACAAGUCAUGGACUCUUGAUCAUGUGUCUGAAAUAGUCUACCUGGCAACAUGUGUACAAAUGACUGGUCAGAUAAAAGGUGCACUGUCAGACCUAAGAAAUGGAGACAGACAAGCACUAAAUGAAUGUUUGAAGAAGAUUGAACAGAACAUUGAAAACACAGUCUCACUUUUAAAAAGUCUGGAAGAGGAAAGAAAGAAAUUGAAUUCAGAUAAAAAAGAGAAAAAUGAUACUAGAGAUGCUGUGGAAGACCCUGCUCAUCCAUCUCUUGACUUGUUGGAAGUUGGAAGAGAAUCACCAGCACCUGACAUUGCCCAAGAGUCUGAGAAUGAUGAAAAAGCUGAAACCUCCACACUGGCACCAUUAGAUUCCAUGAGCAUGAUUGUGGCACCAACAGAAGUCAAGGACAAUGUCAGAGCUGAAGAGAUCUAUCAGAAGAAAAAAGAGCAAAAGCUGCUGCUCUUUCCUAGUCAGAUUCACAAGUUAACUUCUUUGUUGUCACUGUUUGCACACCUCAGAGAUUUAGUUCAGAGACUUUUAGAAAUCGCCAAGAAUGGAUCACCAGAAGACAGUUUUGAUUGGAAAUGUCAGCUGAUUUAUGAUUUCAAUCUAGCAGAGAAAGUUACUUUAGUUUCAUGUAUGAAUGCCCAAUUUGAAUAUGGAUUUGAAUAUCUGGGGUCCUCCAACAGAGAGGCCAUUUCACCUUUAACAGAGAAAGUUUUCUUGUUGAUCACUCAGGCCAUCAAAGCACAUAUAGGAAUGCUAUGUGUUGGACCCAGAGAAGGAAACAAAUUUGAAGUUGUUCAUGAAAUAUCUAAAUGCCUGGGGCAGCCACUUUACAUGUUCAACUGUGCCCAGACCACAGACUACUCACAACUACAGGACAUCUUCAGAGGACUUGCAGCCACUGGUUGUUGGGUUUGUUUCAAUGAUGUCUCGCACCUCAAACCUGCAUGUAUGAGUUUAUUAGCUCAGUUAGUCUCUGUCAUCAUGGAAGCCUUGAAGUCUGGGAAAACUGUUGUUCAUCUACUGACUGAAGACAUCCAGCUCUCACCAAAUGGAGCCUGCUUUGGACUGAUGGAUUCUGCUGUUCCUGUAAUGCCAAGAAACUCAGAUAAUUUGUUUAUAUAUCCAUCUGCUACUGCCAAACUACCAGACAGCAUACUGAAACAGUUCAGAGUUGUCUCCUUUACCAAGCCUGAUCUUCUACUAUCAUUGGAGGUUUCACUGUUCAGUCAAGGAUUUGUAUAUAGUAAAGAUCUGGCCUGGAAGAUAGUUCAGCUGUAUGAGACCUGUGGAAAUAUGUUUGGAACCAAUACAUUCAUCUCUAACCACAUCAGCUUAGGUUCUACCAGAAAUGCCAGUUUCUAUGGCUGGAGCAUCCAAUCCUUAAAAGGUGUUGUGUCCCUUGCUGGUGCCCGUUUAAGAAAAAGUAUUCUAGAAAACACUAGCAAAGAAGUUGUCACUCAGUCUCAAGAAAAUCAAACAUCCAUUAGUAAGGAAGAUGCAUCAGAAGAGAAACAUUUAGAUUCAAACAGAAAUAUGCAGCACCUUGAGGAGGCUGCAUUAGCCACUGCACUUAGAGACUGUUUCUUGCCCCGCAUGACAUCUCGAGAUGCCAGUGUUUUUGCUACUGCCCUAAAUGACCUCUGGCCUAAGGUUGAGUUGCCAUCAGCAUUAGAAAAAGAGCCAGACACUAAUGCAGAGAGCAAUGAUCACUCACUGACUGCUAAAGACAAUACAAGGAUAAAGUCCUCAAAAAGUGAAACAUCUCAGAAGUCACUGAAAGACACUAUUCGACUAAAUACACCUGUUGUGCCAGUUGGUACUGUUGACAAGUUUUCUCCUAUCCCAAACAUUGAAAACAAACAAGUUUUGGAAGACAUUAAUGAAGCCAUUGCUGUGGCCACUGCUGACCUUGGCCUUCUACCAGGAACUGCUUUCCAAGCAAGAGUCAUGCAGCUUGCUCACCUGAAUGCAGUCCAUCAAUCAAUCCUGGUCGUUGGACCAUCAGGCUGUGGUAAAUCUGAAUGUAUCAAGACAUUUGCUGUUGCUGAAAGGGAGCGUGGGAAAUCUAUCAUUGUCCAGAGUGUGUUCAUCAAAGCCGUGGAAAGUGAGGAACUGAUGGGAUUUUUUUACAGUAAGACAAGAGAAUGGCAUGAUGGUCUACUGACAGCCCUCCUGAGAAAGUUUUGUGUCUCCAGUCCUGUCAAUUUGUCUCAGCCUGUACUGAAAAUUAUGCAGCUAGAUGGAGAAUGUGAUAGUUUUCAAAUGGAAGUGAUUCACACUUUACUUAACCACUCUGGCUCAGUUGUCCUGCCUAAUAAUGAAAGACUCAGCAUUCCAAAUACUGUCAAAUUUAUAUGGGAGUUGGAAAGCCUGGAAAACAUGGCCCCAUCACUGCUAGCUACUGUGGGUGUUUUGGUCAUUAGUCCCUCAGAUGUUGGCUGGAAACUAAUGCUGGUUCAAUGGUUAGAGCACAGAAAUGAACCAGAUAAGGAGCUACUGACAGAACUGACCAACAUUUACAUAGAGACUUUAGUGGACUUUGUGACAGAGUGCACUCAGCCUUUAAUAGCUAACAGAAAAGAGAAACCUAAAGGGAAAGUACCACAGUUUAAGAGGGUUAUUUCCCAUUCCCUUGUCAACAUGGUGAGGACAUUUACAAAUCUAUUAGAGGUUCUGAUCAAUCCUUUUAAUGACUUGACUGAUGUGGAGUAUGAGAGAUACUUUAACUUUGCUGCUGUCUGGGCUUUUGGUGGCACAUUGGCUGAAGAAUGUAGGGAAGAGUUCUCAAACUGGUGGAAAGAGCAGUUCCAGGAUCAUAUAGACUACCCCAGUGAUGGCACAGUGUUUGAUUACAUAGUAGACAAUGAGACUCAUGAGUUUGUCAAGUGGAGUGAGCUGGUCCCAUCUUACACUGGGACACCACACAAAGGAAUCCCUCCAGAUGCAUUUGUUCACACAGUCUACACAGAGCAACUUUUACAUCUGUUGGGUCUCUUGACUGAUGCUGGCAGGCCAGUCAUGCUGGUUGGAGAGAGUGGCUGUGGUAAAACAGCUAUUAUCAAUGAGAGAAUCAGGACUAUUUGUUCUGGGGAAGUGGCUGAGGUAUUGUCACUCACGGUCUAUGCCAACAGGUUCACCAAUGCCCGUCUGCUGUUUGAUAGAAUAGAUGAGAGGCUGGAGUGGAAACAUGGCCGGACAUUUGUCCCACGUGGCAACAAGAGAAUGCUUUGUCUGAUUGAUGACAUUAAUCUAUCUCAGACUGACAAGUAUGGUUUCCAGACUGCCUGUGAACUUAUCAGGGAACACUUGGAUGAUGGAGGAUUUUACAGUCCUACCAACCACACCUGGAGAUAUGUGAAGAGCUUCACCUAUGUCACUUCAGUCAACCCCAAGCCCACUGCGGAUGUACCUCCGGUGAGCCAGAGACUUCUGAGACACUUUGCUGUCUUUGGAUGUCCCAGUCCAAGAUCUGCAGAUCUCCAGACAAUAUACAGCACCUUGUUGUCCACCCACUUCUUCACCCCAGAGAAUAUCACAGCCGCUGCCCAGCACAGUGGAGCACAUGAAGAGAAAGUUCAGGUCACGGUGAGGUUUGAAGAGGAGUCUCUGAGGAGGACUGUUCACUCCAUUGUCAAGGUCACUGUGGAGCUCUCUGAGAGGAUGAGGACCAUGUUCCUACCAACCUCCCAGCGAUGUCAUUAUGUUUUCACUAGAGACCUAGGAACCAUCUUUAGAAAUCUGUGUCUGUCUCUUCAACCUGGAUGUAACAAAAGAAAUCUGCUGUUACUAUGGCAACAUGAAUGUUUCUGGGUGUAUGGCAAGAGGAUGGUGAAUGAGGUAGACUUCAGGCGGUUCAGACAGGCUUUCAUCACUGCAGUCAGGAAACAGUUCAUUGAUGAUGACCAGGUCCAGUCAAUCAUAAAGCCACGCCCUCCUCUGUUUUCUAACUUGAUAGAACAAGACAGUGGAUUGGUUACUGCAGGGAUGAUUGAUGCCCGCAGUGUGGCCACUGUUUCUGAGGAGGAUGCAAAGACUGACCUGUACCGCCCAGCUAAAUCUUAUGCAGCAGUGAAAGAGCUAUUAGAAAAAGGACUUGAGGAAUACAACAAGAUUCAUCCCCAGAUCAAACUAUCUCUCUACAAGAGUGUGAUUGAACAAGUCUGUAGACUGGCCAGGACCGUAGCCUCGCCACAUGAAGGUGCAAACACUGUAAUGGUGGCAGAAGGCUGCCCAGCUAGAUGUUCCAUCAUUGCCAGGCUGGCUGCUCACCUGUGUGACUUCAGUAUUUUUCAGAUCAGCACUACCCACCCCCAGCAGUCAUUGGCUGAAAAAAUGAGUCAGUUCCAGGCAGACCUGGUCUCUGGUUAUACCAGAUCUGGGACAAGAGGGGAGAAAAUUGUGUUGCUCCUCAGAGAGGAGGAACUGGCAGACUUUGACUACUUGAUCUAUCUGACUGAGUUUAUUGUGUCAGGGUCAAUAACUCACUUGUUCAGCCAAGAGGAGCAGACAACUAUAAUCAACUCCAUCAGGACUGAGGUAACACAGGCAGGUUUGACUUAUACCAGAGAUGUGGCUUGGGACUUUUUCUUGAGAACUGUUCGAAACAACUUUAGAGUAAUCUUGAUAGCUUGCGGUGGAGUCAAAGAGUUCCAGCACAUGUGUAGGGAGUACCCAGCUUUUACAAAGAAUGUCAACUUCAUUUGGUUCCCACACUGGUCCAAGUCACAGCUCAUAGAGCAUGCAUUAUAUCACUUGAGUGCUUUGACCAACAUGACAGAUGUCCAGAAAGAGAAUGUUGCCCACAUGUUGGCCUCAAUGCACCUAGUAUUGAGACAACAAGAUGGUGGAGAAAAAACACCUGGAGAGUAUGGUCAUGUGACCAACACUAGCUAUGUUAAAUUUGUACUCAGAUUCAUCUCCCUGGCUAAAGAGCGCUAUGAGGAAGUGGAAAGCACCCACGAUGCUGUGACCACAACCCUGAAACAGAUCAGCCAUGAGAACGAGCUGGCCAACAAGUUGAAGAAACAAUUGGAGCAUGAGAAAAUAGUUCUCGAGGAACGCAAAGCUGGUACUAUCAAGAUAUUAAGUCAAAUAGGUCAGGAUACAGCUAUCACUGAACAGCAGGUCAAAGUUGUGAAGAAUCAAAUGGAAAAGAUAACUAUUUUAAAAAAGAGGCUGCCAGAGUACCAAGUGGCCCAUGAGCGGUCUGUGUACAAAGCCAUAGCAAUAAUAGCAGACACCAAGAAAGUUGUGAAACUGAUGGACAUCGAUGAGCUGUCUGAGCUUAGAGGCAUGCAGAAGCCAUCUCCAGACAUUGAAGACCUCAUGUCUACCAUCAUCAUGUUGUUAAAAUCACCCAGUGCUGAUCUCACUUGGCAAAAGGGAGCUAAAAGAUUGAUGGCAAAUCUAGAAAGAUUUAUUGAAGAAUUGACUACAUUUGAUGACUAUGACCUCCCAGAGUCCACUCUAGUCCUUGUUGAGCCAUAUUUGAAGAAGCCUUCCUUUGAUCCUGAAGUCAUUGCUCAAAAGAGUGGCAACUCAGCCUGUGGCGCCCUGUGCAGAUGGGUCAGAGGAGUUGUUGGCUACCAUAGGAUCAUGAUAUCUAAAGUGAAGCCACUGCACCAGAAAGUAGAGGAGACAACUCAGGCUGUGGAUACAGCUCAGCACAAAAUGAACACACUAGAGAACAAAAGAAAAGCUUUAGAAGUUAGACUCUCAGAUUUGGCCAGAGCCUUUGAAGAGGCAACAAUAGACAAGAAUGAGCAAGAAGAGAAGACAAUCAGAAUGAAGAAAAUGCUGGACACUGCUGGGGAACUAAGGAGAAUACUGAGUGGAGAGAGAACCAGAUGCACACAAAUAUUUGACUGCUAUGAGAGAAGACUGGAGUCAGUUCCUGGGGGAUGUGCCAUGGCGGCUGCCUUUGUGACCUACCUGGGACCUUAUCAUCACAGCUUCAGGAGACUUAUGCUGAUUGUGCAGUGGCCAAUGUGUUUGAAAGAGAGAGGCAUUCCCCUGGUCAUAGACAGUAUCGACGGGCUCAGAGGUUGUGUCUGUGAUUGGUCCAUCCCACAGUUGAGAACUGCAUCAGGGGCCAGUAAUUUGUAUGGAUUUGAAAUUGAUUAUUCUGCAGUACUGAGUCAGCCCCAAGAGACAGAGUUGAAAAGUCAGGUGCACCAGGAAAGUGACCAGGAAGCAAUUGAGAAAGAUGAUGAGGAGAAGGAAGCCGAUGAAUCUGAGGAUAGACAGAAGGAAGACAUUGAAGAGGAAAAGUCUGAAGUUGAACAGAACAAAACCACUGAAGAUUUGGAUAACAAGCUGACUGUGGGGGAGGAUGUAUCAGCUGACAAAAAGGAUCAGGAACAAAGAAAGUCACCAGCUCAGUCCAAUAAAAUGGAACAAGAACCUAAAAAUGAGGACAAAGUUCAGAUGUCAGAUGAUCAAGGUGAAGGUGAAGAAGAAAAUGCCAGUGAGGCACCCAAUGUAGAAGAGGGUCUGUCCAUUGGCCAGUACAACAAGUAUGUCAGGUCCCUUAUUAAACUCUUGAUUGGAGAGUCUGUCAUCAAUGACUGGAUUGUGAGAGACUUUGGUCCCUUGCAAAUAGAGAAUGCUGCCAUACUGUGUUCUAGUUGGCAGAGGCCACCAUUAAUGAUUGAUCCAAAUGACGAGGCUUCUUACUGGCUGGGAAGUUUGAACAAACUCAUGAACAAAAAUAAACUCAUAUCACUUGACAUGGAGCACAAAUCUGAACCACAUGUGAUGUCAUCUUUGGAAAAGGCCAUUACCAAAGGGAGACCAGUAUUGCUAAAGAACCUCUCAGAUGCUAUUGAUAAUACUAUUAUGCCUCUUGUGCAUCACAGAAACACUUCAGAAGACCAGAACUUUGAAGAUGAGCCAAGGAUGAUUCUGUUUUGUGGUCGCCGCAUACUCUGCCAUCCCAACUUCCGCUGCUAUCUCUCCACCCAUCUGUCAAAACCAAAGUUCAACCCAGUCACAGCAUCAAGUGUCACCUUAAUCAACUUUGGCGUUUCACAUGACACUCUGACAGAGGACCUGCUAACCCGGCUCUUUGCCCGCAUCAGGCCUGAUCUGUUUGCUGAAAGGAAAAGGGCCCUUAAGAAUCUGCAGCUUCAAAAGAAUACACUUUAUAGAUUUUCAGAAAUUGUCAAGGACCAGGUUCUAGCAGGUGGUCAAGAAGCAAUGCUCAGUUCCCCCAAAGCUUUACAGUUCAUCACCAACAUAACAGAAGCCAAAUUACAGCUUGCAAGAGAGCUUGCUAAGACUCAAGAGAUUUUAGAUGACCUAGACAUACUGAAAGAUGAAUUUUACCCAGUAGCACGCAGGGCAUCUCUGAUGUUCUCUCUCAUGCGCUCCUUGGAGGUAAUUUACCCAGAGUACAAGUUUACCCUGAAGUACUUCCUGGAGCUGUUUGAUGAAGCUGUGGGUGGGGAGUUUCCAGCAGAGUUCUUUAGUGAGGAGCAGUCUGAGGUUGAAGAAGAAGAUGUAGACUCCAUUGAAGACAAUGAUAAAAGGAAAAGAAUUGGAAGCGUGGGAUCUCAGACUUCAAACAAAGAAAAAAAUAAUGGUGACAAUCCAACUGAGGAUAAUGAAGCAGAAGCUUAUGGAGAGAAAAAUAGUGAGAGGCAGGAGCCCACUGAAACAGAAGGUUCAAUAAGUACAGGUGCAAUCCAAAAACUGGUGCAUGGAUCAGAGUCAGAUGAUCUUCCCCCAAUCGAGAUGCCAGAUACUGUGUCCUUACCAUCAGUUGGUGUAGAAUACAGUAGCUAUACAGAUAUCAAAGUCCAGCAGUUGAUGGACAGCAUGACUGGACUGAUUUAUCAUAGAAUCAAGAUGAGUAUGCUUGAAGAAGACCUACUUUUGUUCUCUACUAUGAUGUGUCUGCACAUCAAGUCUGAGCUAGGGGAAGAUAUCACCAGUGAUGAAAUAUCUAUGUUUUUCAUUGGAAACCCUGGUCUUGAAAUGCAGCUAACCUUGUCAGAUUUUGACUGCAAUGCUGAUGUGCCAGCUUGGUUGUCUAAAGAAAAAUGGGAGGACAUUUUGGCUCUUUCUGUCCUUCCUGGUCCGUUGGAUAGCUUCUGUGCAGAGUUUGCCACCAACUCAGAGCAGUGGAAGGAGUGGUAUCAAAGUUCUUACCCAGAAAAACAACAACUUCCUGUAUUUGUAAAGAAAACUGAGAAAAUGUUGGAUGAAAAAAUAGAUGAAGAAACAGAAAAAAGAAAAGUGAAUCAGAGCAGAGCUGAUGAAUCUGGUAACCUCAAUGAUUUUCAUAAGCUUCUUCUACUAAGAUUGUUAAGGCCAGAUCGUAUCCCAACAGCACUUACUGCUUACACUCAGCGCCAUCUGAACAAGUUUAACAAAGUUAAAUCUUCCAGCAUCAAUGAAGUUGUAUCUGACGCUAGGAAACUAUGGGGUGUCCUGAUUCUUCUCCCCCAGUCUAUUGACACUACAUCUGGCCAUCCAGCAUCCAGACUCAAACUGACCUUGUCACCUGUUGAUAAACUAGUGCAGCUAGCAAAGUCUGCCAACGUUCCUGUCCAGCAUGCUCUGUUCACUGAAGGCUCUGGAGUCUCCAUAGAGGAGAUGCUUGAUGCAGCUGAGAAGAACAACAGCUGGGCCAUUAUUGAGUGUGUUCACUUAGCAUCACAGCAGAUGAUAACAAAAUUGAUGCUCCAGCUUCAGAGAAUCCACAACAGCAGAGUUUCAGAAAAAAAUGGAGAAGGAAGUAACUUUUGUGUUUGGCUAACAGCUCAAACUAACAGUGGUUUGCCCCUUGUAUUGAUUGAGAAUUUGUUCAAGAUUUCUUGGAAUGCUUUGACAUCAUCUGCUGAGCCAAAAAUAUUUGAGGAAUCUAACACUGAGACUAAAGGAGCAGAGAAAAGUAUGACACAGUUCAGUCCCUUGUGUCCUGAAACCUAUUUAAAGACAGCCAUUGUUUCUACAUUAUGUCAAAUCUCUGAGUCCUACAAACAACUGACUGAACAGUUUUCCAAAGUGAAUAAGACUUUGGUCUAUGGUGUAGCCCUCAUACACAGCAUCCUCAUGGCUCGACAACUCUAUGGAAGUGUGGGUUUGGCUCGAUGGCAUCCAUUCUCAGUAACCCAGCUCAACAAUGCAUUAGAUGUCAUUACAUCAGAUGUUUUGAGAUCAACUGGACAAUCAGAACCUUCUUUGCAGGAUCUUUGUCAUGCUGUACCUGCAAUUUAUUGUGCAAUGAUAUCUGAUGAACAAGACCAGAUAUACAUCAACACAUUGUGUAGGAAUAUCCUAACUGCUGUCUACAAAAAUCCCCAAUCUAAGAUUCAGCUAGGUUCUGCCUUGAUUCCUGUGCCACCAAGUACUAUAGAUGUGAUAGAAAUGGCUGACUGGUUUGAACAAUAUGUGAAUGAAGAAAUCAAUCUCUCUGUCUUACAGCUCAGCACAUCAAUAGAAAAAGCAACCAAUGAGUCAAGCUCGGCCAAAUUUUUGUCAAGGCUAGAGCUUCUUGCAGAGACUCACAACUUGGACUCAGGUGUGGCACCAUCUGCUUCCACCUCCAAUAUUGAUGUGGCCAAGUUGCGAUCAGCAUUAGAUAUCUGUCAGGAGAGGUUGCCACCACUGCUAGAGCUUGGGGAUGUUCCGCAGCUGAUGAAAGCCGAGUACGACUUUCCUUAUCAUCCACCUAGCAUUAUAAGCAUGAGCAGCGCAGAGAGUUCUUUAAUGCCAGAGAGUGUUGGUUAUGUACUUCUACAGGAAUGUCUGUGGAUGAACACUGUCCUCUGUCACAUCAGACAAGAGAUCCAUAACUUAGAUGGUAAUCUCCUUGGAGGCUCUGGGGCACUGCCUAAGAGGUUGCUGCCAACUGUGCUGUGUUUGCAGGAAGAGUUUGUGCCUGUCAACUGGAUACACCCCAACACUCAGCCUUGUACACAUUCUCUGACUUCAUGGCUUGAUGACCUGAAUAAGAGACAUCAGCAGCUCAACAGAUGGGUGAGGAGGAGCAUGGUGCCCAAAUUUGUGGAUGGACAAAUGACAGAGAACUGUACAGUGGCCAGGGGUCAUCUGACCACAGUCUGGCUGGGAGGUCUGGUCAACCCUCAAGCACUUCUGACUGCUUUGAGACAGGAGAAGGCCAUUCUUUCAGGAGUCAGUCUCCAUGAUGUGUAUUAUCAGUGUAUUGUACUGACUGAAGUUGAUCAAGAUGAGUUUGACAUUGAUGAAGCUGGGCUGUUAGUUUCUGAUCUAUAUUUAGAAAAUGCUGCAUGGGACUAUCAAGCCAAAACCCUAGCCAAUGCAAGAGAUGCUCCACUGACUUGUUUGAAGUGUGUAUAUCUCAAGCCUGCCAUCAAAUCUGACAUAGAAAUGAAUAAAGCUGAAAUUCAGCAAUCAGAUUCUACAGGAGUUUGUGAACUUCCUGUCUUCAUAAAUAAGAGUCGUCAGAUUCAAAUUUGUUCACUGCCAGUUCAUUGCUCAAGUUCGUCAGACAAUUGGAUUUUAAAACAAGCAGCAUUUGUACUAGAUCCAGGUCUCCCAGAAGGCGGCAGUAAAAAGUCAAGAGCUUAUUUAAUGCUGCAGCGUUUCCCAGUCAUCCGAGUGGAGCCAGAAGGUGAGGGUGUUGAGGAGGAGAAAGAGGAAGCAGAGGAUGAGAGCAGUGAGGCUUCUGCCAGGUCUCAGCUGUCCUACAAGCCAAUGUCACCCAAAGCCCCUCCUUUACCGGAAUCACUUUCACUGAAGAGGGAGCCACCGAUAUUCAAAGAUGACCCUGAGAUGAAUGAGGGAAACAUUGAGGCUGAAACUACAUCCAACCUGGACCCUACAGCGAUGAAUCCUUUACUUGAAGAAAAAAGUGCAGCAUCAGCUGAGAAAAGACGCUCUGCUGUUAGUACUCAACAAAGUCAGCAGGACACAAAUCCAGCCAGUCAUUCUCCAACAACUUCUUCACUGCACCAAGUAUCAGCCAGCAAAUCACCCAGACUCGUAGACAAGGAGUUGGAAGAUUCUGCUGAAAUCGAGAAAAAAGAACACCUGAAAGAGCUUGAAAGAAGGGAAGAUUCAGCAGAUGGGGGAGAGGCAGCUAAAAAUGUUAAGCUCGCAGAAGAGGAAGGUGAAAUUGAAAAUGAUGAAGAAGAAGGUGAGGACUAUGAUGGUGAUGAAAUUGAUGGUGAGGAAGAAGAUGAAGAGGUUGAUGAUAAUGGAGAAGAAGAUGACUUGGAAGAUGAUGAUGUCGAGGAAGAUGAUGGUGGAGAAGAUGAUGAUGUCGAGGAAGAUGAUGGUGGAGAAGAGGAUGACAAAGAUGUAGAGGAAAAAGAUAAUUAAUUCCUUUGCUUGAAUACACAUCAACAAUUUACUCUUCUGACACAAUUUAGAUCUAGGAGUCAAACAUACAGAAACCAAUGAUUUACAUAUGAAUGUGUGGAUCCACAUAGCAAAGCAUAUCCUCUUAAACAUACAACAUUUGCAUUGAUUGCAAGAUUGUAACUGGUCUUUAAAACAAAAUUUUAAAAAAAUUAUCUACUGAGAUGUACUAUCAAAAAUAACAGUUACUACAGAUUUAAAGCAUAAUUAUGAAAGCUUGUAAAAGUAUUUCAUUUAUUGUCCUGCUAAUCAUUAACUCUUAAAUCCAACUAAGUGUUAUAUUUUUUAAAAUUGUAUUUGUUUUUUUUUUUAAUAGACCUCUUCUUAUGUCUCCUGUCUAUGGAAAAAAAACAAAUCACAAAGACAAAAAUAUCUGAAAAAUGUUUGGUUUUUAAUUGAUAAGUUACGUUUCAAAUAUGCUCAGAUCUUUUUUAAUGUUGUGAUUAAGUGACCUGAGAUCAGUAUUAUGGCACUUAAAUAUUAUGCAGCAUUGAUAUCUGCAAUAUUCGUGCAGUAUUAAAAUUUAUAAAUGUUUGUUAGAAAGCUUUUUUCUUCUAUUUUUUUAUAUCUUCUGUGACAAAACUUUUUUGAAAGAAAUGUUUUGUAUUUUUCCUUUUAUUUUCACUAAUACCUCUAUUUCUCUAAUACAUUUGAUGAAUUUUUUGAGUGGGUGGGCUUACAAAUCAGGGUGGAACAGAUCUGAAAUAGGGCUCUAAUCAUUUUAUUAGAAAUUUGAUAGUUGAUGAAUAUUGUUGGAAAAGAAUUACAAGAUUGUUGGCCACACUGGGAAAACUUUAGUUUUGAUCUUUAAAAUUUUUCUAAGUAUAGAAAUAAAUUGGCUAGAGAACUAGAAAAUAUUUAUCUUUAAUGGACAAUUUGUGUGAGUAUUUCUGCAUUUAUUCCAGAGUUAAAUUAAUGUUUAGGGCCAUUUUGUGCAUUGUCUUUUAAGUGUACAUCCAGAGACCUAUCAUUAGAAUAGUAUAAAGUUGAAUAGGAAGACAGAGGAAGGGAUGGGAGGACAUCAAAGAAUGCACAGGCCUGUCAUUGAAUGAAAUUCUAUCCAAGGCAAAGGACAGAGGAAUGGAGAAAGACAGUUGACAGAUCUUGUGUGGUGCCCCAACGGUUCAACUGACUAAUGAAUAGGUCAUGGUGAUACAUUAGCUUAACCAGGAUUCUUGCUGGGAGUGGGCAAGGUUAAAAUGUUCCUUUUUUAUCAGUCAUUAAGAGAAAAAUAAUGACUCUAUAAUGUUUUCUUUGUUAUUGAAGACAACUUGUAGCUUCCUAACAAUUUACUGAUUGAAUCAUGAAGAAAAGCAUUAUGUGAUUAAUAUUGAUUGUGUAAUAUAAAUUAUAGAAUUGUUGUCAUUUUAAAUGAGAUAUAAUAGGUGGUUGUACUGUGAUUGAAUUGAAUCUAAAAAUAAUAUUCAUUGUAAAUAAUUUAUUUACUAAAAAAAAACUGCUCAGAAGCUUCACUUGUUACAAGCAAAAAUGAUAAAUUAACAAUUAAAAACUCUUUACUAAGCAUUUGUGAGAUUUGGAGUUUUUAUAAGUAGAGAGUAAGUAUUUUUUUCAUUUCUAUGCAUUGUUAAUAAAGCAUUAUUGAUGAACACUUUUUUUAAUGCUAAAUUAGAUGUAAUCUAAUAAGUUGUUUUCUAUGUAAAACUUCCUUUUAUCAAUAACCGUCCAUAUUUUGUUGACAAAGAUUUUUUUGAUAUAUUUAUAAUGCUCAACUUUGUUAGGCUGAUACAUUCCAUAAAUAUUGUGAUAUACCAAUGUUGCUGCUAUUGUUUAUCUUGUAUUGAAAUAUUGAUGUAUGGUUCUGCUCAAGACUAUAUAGGAUUAGAGGAUUAUUGUUUUAGACACAUUAUAGAUAGAAAUUGUUUUUACCAACAAAAUUGUCUUGUUCAAGUCCUAAAAUAUCAUAAAUCUUAUAAUUCAUGAAAAUAUGUUGAUGUAUUCAUAUAUGCUGAUGUAUUCAUAUAUGCAUAACACUUUGGAAUCUCAUAAUGAUAGUAAAAAGCCAUUUUUAAAGUCUUUUUUCAUUUCUCUGCAUUGUAAAUGAAACAAUAUAGAUGAAUACUUGUUUUAAUCCUAAUAUAGAUGUAAUCUAACAGGUUAUUUUGCAUAUAAAACUUCCUAUUGUUAAUAAUGAUAGUAAAAAGCCAUUUUUAAAGUCUGGAGAUAAAGGAAGCAUGCUGUAUCUCCUAGAUCACAAUGGACUUUUUUAUUUUCAUGUCAGGUUGUGAUUUUAUUUUUGUAAGCAUUUCUUUUGCUUAAGUACAUAGAUUUAUUUUUACAUGUAUCCAUUCCAUGUUCAUAUAUAUAUAUAUUUUUUAUUUUCAAUGUAAAU